This is a messenger RNA of Caenorhabditis angaria, 844 nucleotides long. Lineage: Eukaryota; Metazoa; Nematoda; Chromadorea; Rhabditida; Rhabditidae. The record is from the annotation of a GenBank genome assembly.
AUGUCUUUCUCUUCUCAAUCUAAAUCCUAUCGUGAUGUCAUUCUACUUGAAGAUACACCAUCUCCGCCGUCAAAACCGCCACGAGGUGUUUUGCGAAAAGAACCACCAAUGAAACCGCAAAGAAGUUUUAUUCGAAUUGAACCGGCUCCGGAAAACGAAGGUAAAUAAUUUGUUUUUUUUUCAAAGAAUUUUUUGGCAAGUGUAAAUUUUUUGCAGACAAAGAAAAUGCGGCAAAGCCAUCGCAAUUCAAAGCAAAAGAAGCCAUGGAAAAAAUGCAAGAUUAUUUCAAACGAAGUAUUGGAGCGAUUCGAAGUUCUUCAGAAUUCACCGGAAAAGAAGCAACCGAUAUUAUGGAAGCGUAUAUUCUAAAAAACAAGGAUAGUUUCAAGAGAGAAGAUGUUGGAAGGAAAAAUGCAGUUCUUUUGUUAGAACUUUGGAGGUCAAAUAGUUUAUUGAAAUCGGUUCAUCCAGAUGUUAAGACAUUUGUAGAUUGUGAUCGAACAUAUUUUAUAUUGACUGAAAAUGAUUCUUCGUAAGUUUAGCAUCAUCUUUAUUGCAGUUAUAUUUUUAUUCUAGACUUUUCUAUGCGAACUCACCUGCAUCAUCAACAAAAAUGACCGAAGUUGACACAAAUUCUUUGCAAAGUCGAUCAACUCGAAGAAACAACAGUUUCAAACGAUUAUUUUCGCCACUUGUUAAACGAAAUCGAUCAAAUUCGAGAGGAAGAGAUGAUAAAGAAUCAACAUUUUUGAAGUCGACUUUGAGUCUUUUUUCAACAUCAGAUAGAAAUGAGAAAAAAGGCGAAACAAGCAGCCGAAAAAGGUUUGAAAGACGAAGAAGCUGA